Seminavis robusta is the source of this 1377-nucleotide messenger RNA. The record is from the annotation of a GenBank genome assembly. NCBI's taxonomy places the organism in Eukaryota, Bacillariophyta, Bacillariophyceae, Naviculales, Naviculaceae.
AUGUCACGCUCAGCUCUUUGGCAUCAAGAGCGCAACAUCCAGAAGCGUCAAGCAGAAGCGGAAGAAACCUGGCAGGAAGCUGUGGAAGAGGGAAGAAAUAACCGUGCCCGUAAUCUCAUCACUCUCUGGGGACCGGAUGACAGCUUUCGUUUUGAGCCCUUGCUACUGGACAACAUCAAGAAGUCUUCUUACUUUGUCAAAGUAUGCCGAGAAAUCAAAGACUGGACGGCUUUGGUAGAUGAAAUUUACUACAAAGUCGACCACAUGGAACCAUGGGCACCAGCUAGGCUUUAUUUAGUUAGUGCAUGUUGGCACAUCUGUGAUGAUGAUGAGUGGUAUGCCUUUUUGCGAAGAAACAGCGGAGUGAAGACUCCUUCCAUGGGAUUUAGUCUGCUCCUUCGUCUCUUGACCAUGCGGAGCACUACCAAUCAAAUGGAGCUCAUGCUCAAGCAUGUGGAUUCCGCCUAUAUUCGUGCCGUGGGAUUUCUAUACUUGCGAUAUUCCUGUGAACCGGAGCAUCUCUUCAAAUGGUUCCAGCCGUACUUGUACGAUGAAGAACCCAUUCAGGUCGGUGCUGGAAAAAAGAAGGCUGGAAACAACAACAAUAAGAGUAACGAAACGAUCGGUUCCUUUGUUCGAUCUUUGCUCUCGCGUCGUGAUUACUACGGGACCAUGUUGCCUCGACUCCCCAUUCAAAUCGAGCGAAACGUUCAAGUCCAGUUGUUGCAGGCGGAAAAGGUUCAGAAUAGAGCUACCACUCAUGCCCGCAACAAACGAACCAUGGACUACUUUCAAAAGCCAGGAGCACGCAUCAUGGCAACCUACGAAGACGAGGAGAAUCCACUCCAGUGGUAUGAGGCCGAAGUGGAUCGUGUCAUUCGACGAACCGAUGAUGACCAACAAACGUUGAAGCAUCCCAAGUUUGUCGUGACGUUUACGCAGUACGGGAACACCGAAACUGUGACACUGGGCGAAAUGGAUGUCCCCGACGGACCCUUUUAUAAGGAGGAUACCCGAGCGGGCCGUGGAUACGACAAUCGUCAUGAACGCGGCAAAAACGAUUUGUACGAAGAAGUGCGACGCAGGGAGCAAGAACAGGCGACCGGAUCGCGAGGCAACUAUUUUGCUAGGGUGGAAACGACCAAGAACAGUCUGGCGGCCGGUGGAACUCGAGGAGCCCCUCCUCCACAGGAUCGUCGGAGGCGAUCUCCUAGUCCUAGUAGGGGGGCUCGCAAACGUUCGCCGCCUCGCGAGGGUCGCAAUCGUGAAGACGAAAGGAGCCGAGAAAGGCAGAAUUCUCCUCCACGAAAGCGCACUGCAGAAGAAAUGGCGGCCAUUCAGGAAAAGAAGCGCAAGUUGAUGGCCAAGUAUGGAUAG